AUGGAAGACGAGUUUGCUGAGAGAACGUACCGGCUAUUGAAUAUCAAGACCGCGUCGGCGAGAGAUGUCGAAAGCUUGCAGAACUGGCUGGACGGCACUGGGUGUCUAGCUCGGAAGGAGAGUGCGUAUCUGGAACACAAUCAUGACCUUGCCUCGCUGGCUUCCGCCGGCGAUACCGCCACUUUACGUAUUGAGACCUGGGUGGAGGAUAGGCUGAUUCGAUUUUGGCCUGGUUAUCACAAGGAUCGGGCAGAUAGUAUUUCAAACGACUCACAUGUGUACCUCGAUGUGAAUCCCUGGGUUGGCCAGCUUGCCCGGUUUCUCCUUUUACUCGUCAUCACACUUCUGCUGCUGAUGCCAGCUGUUAUCUGUAACAUGAUUGAUGGGCUGUUGGUUCGGAUGGUGGUCGUGGUCGUCUUUACAAUGGUAUACCUCGCGAUGCUUUUGACAUUAAUCAAAUCGAGGACAAUGGAGUUGAUACUUGCCGGGGCAGCGUAUGCUGCUGUCCUCGUCGUCUUCGUGUCUGGUAGUGAUACCCUCAAAACCGCCUAG
Aspergillus thermomutatus is the source of this 552-nucleotide messenger RNA. RefSeq lists its product as uncharacterized. The transcript is spliced from 3 exons. The coding region runs from base 1 to 552 and encodes 183 amino acids. NCBI's taxonomy places the organism in Eukaryota, Fungi, Ascomycota, Eurotiomycetes, Eurotiales, Aspergillaceae. The record is from RefSeq and is a predicted model, not a curated record.